Molecule: messenger RNA, 146 nt
Organism: Dentiscutata heterogama
Lineage: Eukaryota; Fungi; Glomeromycota; Glomeromycetes; Diversisporales; Gigasporaceae
Source: the annotation of a GenBank genome assembly
AUCAUCUGGUUCAGAAUCGGCCACUUUCAACUAAUAGAAAUAUAAAUAUUUGGCUGAAUUUACUUGACUCUACUAGUGGAUUAAUGAUCAGUGAUAUAAUUUCAAAGAAAAUUAAGAUUCAAUCCCAUACCUAUGUUGUGCAUUAA